Paramormyrops kingsleyae is the source of this 4733-nucleotide messenger RNA. It is a transcript of the gene ch25hl2, whose product is annotated as cholesterol 25-hydroxylase like 2. The record is from RefSeq and is a predicted model, not a curated record. Gene Ontology annotation, molecular function: oxidoreductase activity; iron ion binding. Gene Ontology annotation, biological process: lipid biosynthetic process. Lineage: Eukaryota; Metazoa; Chordata; Actinopteri; Osteoglossiformes; Mormyridae.
UUGCAGCAAAGGACAGCCAUAGAGCACGCUGUGCACAUUAAAUGUGCUCACUCUACGAAAAAUGUGUUUGACAGUUUGCUGUUCUGACUCUUGGUCAGCUACUUAACGAGGAAACUUCCAGAGAUUAACGCCUGAGACGUGCCACAUGAAUGUCACGUCUACGGAUUUUACACUAAUCAGAAUAAAAUACUACCAUAAAUAACUCACUGUCAUCUAAUAUAGGCAUCUAACCAAGCUGGGUUUACAUGGUAAACUUAAUGGAUUGAUUACAAAUCUACAGGUUUCCAGUUAAUGCAGGUAAUUGCCAUUAACUGUCUAUCUUAGGAGAUGUCUGGAGAUGUAUAACUGAUCAUUCUCAACCAGCAGGUGGGAGAGAAAUGGUGUUGGAGGCUCGGGUUGAUAUGUUGUCACCACGGCAAUUUUAGCCAGCCUUUUGUCCACAGACUCCUAAGUCAGUUAAUGUAAUGCAGCUGAAACAGACCAUAUUGACUGUCUAUAUAUACUCUGCACACCCUUCCCAGAACAUGCUAGCCUGUAGUGCCUUUGGCCAUUGACUGUACCAUGAUUUUCUAGGAACCACUGCUGGGCAUCUUUUCUGCCCAUUGUUUUACUCAGUUAGUACUAUUAUUUGGAUUGAUUCACGCUAUUACUCCAUUAUUAUAAUGGAGAAAUUCAGGUUCAGUAAUAAAGUAUACAAUAGCUGAGCCUCGUCCUCAACCAAAUUAGGGUGACCACCUUUCCUAAGGAUAUGUGGGGGCUGCUGAAUGGAUUUAGAGAUGACUAUGGAUUGUAAGGAGUUCCGGAGCAUGUCUAUAUUAUCAGCACUAUCUCACUUUGCUGGGUUUGCCUGGCUUAGAUUUUUUGUAAGUUAGUUUGCCUCAUUUCAACAUCUAGUGGUCACAUCCACAUUUUAUGCUUGCGGGUUUAUGGGAUAAUAUUUUUGCUGUCCAACUACCCAUGACGAAGGGGUUAGCUGCCAGCAAUGUAGUGCAUAGUGUCAUUGUGAAAUGUGCUCUUUUAGUUUGAACUUUUCUGGUCCAGAUAGCUAGCUCUAUUAACUGAAUCCUGUCUUCUUAUCAAAUUAUUUUUUUCCCAGACUGCAUUGGGCUCACAUCUUGUGAUACAUAUUGCAACCACAAGGUUGUUUUGCUGUUGUUAAUGCAUCAGCACAACUGUUUUGGAGCCGUCACUGAAAAGGUCAAUCAAUGUAAUUACUGAAUGGUCACAAGUCAUGCAGUUCCAAUAUGAAGAAUGACUUCCUGUGCAGAAAGCCUGUGAAAUUUUGAAAUUUCUUAUGAAACUCCUAACUGCUACUAUUGCAUUGAGCGACUAGUAACCAACCAAAUUUCCUGCCUGUUUCAAAAUCUGAUGUAGGAUAGCAAAUGCAGUCUGUAGAAUCUUUAGCAUAUGUAUGUAACUAUACAUUCUCUCAAUGCUUCUGCAAAUAGUUCUUGUUGCUAGGAGACUUGCCAGAGGUUGCAUUUAUUACGCUUUCAGAGAAUGUGGUAAUAUCAAGUUAGCGGUGGUAGUGGGGGGGUGGGGCAUUAAAUUUGUGAGUAUACACUUGUAAAGAGGGAACAGUAGCUAACUGUCAGCAGAUAUACUUUAUUAAUAUCUUCAUUAUGAGCUCAGUGAAGCUAAAUGAUUAGCUUCUGCUAUUUCAAAAGGUCCUCUCUUGUGCUGCCGGACAUUAGCUUGAGAACCCAGGGCAGGGGACACUCAGGGAUGUCAGUCCACUGUCAGGUGCUUACAUUCUAUGGGCUGUUAGCACAGUCAGCCUAAAUGCAUGUCUUUGGACUGCGGGAGAAAAGCAGAGUAGCAGGUGCAAACAUACAGUACGUGGAGCACAUGCAGUCGCCACAUAAAGAGCAGAGGCAGAAAUCGAAUCCCCAGCACUGGGGCUGUCAGGCUACAGGGCCAGCUAUACAUUAUCAACAUUGGAACAUGUGUGCUGUGUGGAAGAGUUCUGUAACAUAAAUCUUAAGUAUCCUAAAUGUUUCAGGGAAUUUUACAUUAUAUGACACAACAAGCACUGUGGUCGCCAUAGAAUUCCCAAACUGGCCUUGACUUUUACACACUAUUUUCCCCUUUUGUUGUGUUUUAUUUAUAACAGUGAUAAUCUGCAAGAUUAUUUGACAAAACUUCUGGCUAAAAAACAUCCUCUGUUCCUCCUCCUCACCCUAAACAAUAUUAAUAUUAGGAAAUAUAUAUGCUGUUUGUUUUAAUGACAACAAAUAUACACCUUUGUUCAUAGCUAUUGUUCUGAUUGGUCUAAUUGCUUAUUUUAUAUAAUGAUCAAUUUAAUUCUUCUCCAAUAUGUAAAUGAAAAAUUAUUCUACAGUUUGCAUCAGUUAUUUUUCAAACCACAUUUAAAGAUUACUUUAAAAAUUAUUUAAAAUACGAAAUGUUCAAUUUAUUUGAUAUAGAUGAUAACAGGUGCAUGCUACAUUGUAUUAAUCAGACAAACUGAUAAUUAAAUGAUGAUAACAGAGAGGAGCAUACUACAACCCCUGACUGGAUUAUGUAUUUUACCAUUAGUAAAUAUAUGCUGAAAUUUAAAAUAUAAGUUAGAGAUAAUAAUAUCUAACUGGUGUUCUUUAUGAACCUGAAUAUAGUGGAUCUCUGGUAAAGUGAGUUUUAGUCAUGUGUACAGUGCUUGUGUGGAGUCACCCAAAAAUCAUUUUUUUCAGUGUUGUGAAUGCUCAAAGAUAAAUUUAUGUAAUGAACAUUACAUAAUAAUCAUGAGGGUUUAAAGGAAAGUUCUGUGUCUCUUGUAGAGAUCAAAGGAUCAGUCCACAAAGGUUAUAACAGAAAUCAUUUUUCUGGAAGCUAUCUGUCUAGCUAAGAGCAGUUUAAACUAGUCCACGCUAUUCUUCAGCACAGCUUUCACUUUAAAUUCAAGUCAUUGGGCUGCAGCCGCCCUAAGAAAAGGAUUUUGCACGGCACACUGCACCCAAUACAUCAUUUCAAAGUGACCGAAAUGCGCACUUUCUUAUUUCUUAUUUAUUUCUUCUCCCAAAGUAAUCUUUCCGAAGUUAAUAAGUGAUGGCAUUUCCUAAACUGCAGGAACACUCAUAUUUAGGUCAAAAUCGGCUGGUGGUGGGACAGGGUCGCUGCUGCUGGCUGAAGCCUCCACAUUGACACAAAAGGCGCACAGAGAAAGCUCUCAUUUCCUUUUAAAAAGGAGGUGGUGCUUAGAAGUACAUAAAUAGAAAUCUCUGGCCCAGUCUGGUACGUGGAACUUUGAAACAAGUUUGCCUUUAAAACAAAUAAGAACGUAAACCACUUCUCUCUUCUUACUUUCUUCGGUUUUCUGCAGUACUUGCAAACCUUUUAAAAUGACUGUUGUAAGUCUGAGGAACAGGUACUAUGGGACCUUUAACGUGGCCAAUAUGACCUUCGGACUUCCUGAAUCCUCUGUGCUGCAGCCCAUAUGGGACUACCUCCACAAUAACUAUGAGGGUACGCUGAGGUCACCUCUCUUCCCAGUUCUCCUGUCUGUGUCCACUUACCUCCUCCUGGUGGCGCUAUUCACGGUCUUGGAUGUCCUGGCACCACACUGGCCCAGCAUCAAUAGAUAUAAGAUCCACCCGGAAAAGCCUGUCACCUGGACGCAUAUUUGGAGGACUCUGGGCCUCACCACCUAUAACCACCUCAUCUACAUCUUCCCAGCAGCGGUGGGGCAGUGGAUCUGGAGGCCCCCCAUCCCCUUACCCAAAGAAGCUCCAACUCUCACUGAGUUUCUGCUGGGGAUCCUCGGAUGCACCAUUCUAUUCGACUUCCAGUACUACCUGUGGCACCUCCUGCACCACAAGAUCGGCUGGCUAUACCGGACCUUCCACGCCAUUCAUCACCAGUACAACGAGCCCUUCAGUCUGGUCACCCAGUACCUUUCCGCCUGGGAGCUCUUCAGCGUCGGCUUCUGGACGACAGUGGACCCCCUACUGCUUCAGUGCCAUUGCCUGACUACUUGGGGCUUCAUGCUCUUCAACAUCUGGAUCUCUACUGACGACCACUGUGGUUAUGACUUCCCGUGGUCGUUGCAUAACCUAGUGCCCUUCGGACUUUGGGGGGGCUCCGUCAAGCAUGACGCCCAUCAUCAGAAGCCCAACACCAACUUUGCCCCAUUCUUCUCCCACUGGGACUGGCUAGCAGGAACGGGAUCAAAUCUCGCCCAGUCAGCCGCCAUGAGAAAAAGGGAGAGCAAAGGAGCCUGACUGUCAUUGACUCUCAUGUUUGCUAAACAUGUGUAAGAUUAGUACUAACUUUCAAAUGCAAUAUAGAGGGAAACAGAGAUCAAAGGCUGUAUUUCUACAUCAAUGAAAAAUAUGUAAUUGUAUUCUAUUUUGAGUCGAACGGGAUUCUGAAUGUAUUUUUAUUGCCUAAUGUAAUUUGCCAUUUGUAGGUUGAUGAAUAAUAUUUAUAUAUUGUUUUGACCUACUGACAUUAGGUAUAAUGCUUUUACAAAAAGAAAAAAAACAUUUCUCAAAUCAAUGGGCAAGGUAUCAGAGUAAUUAUACAGUCCAACAAGUUGUAAACAAUCAUAAAAAAUAACUGCAUGACUUACAGAAGGUUGAUAAAUUUAGCUGGUGUUUGUUUUUUCUUUUUGUCCUUUUUGUUGUUUAUAAUUUAUCACUAAUACCACUUUUUUGGUAUUUGGAUAUUUUAUAUUUGUUUCCCCGUGGUUGUUUAUCAAAAAAUAGAGGUGGAGGGAUAUGAAUACGUCAAAAGUA